GGCUCGGGGUGCAGAGCUGGGUGCAGACCUGGGACUGCGGGGCGGUUGGGUGUCAGGGUGCGCCUCCGUUUCGGGAGGCCGGGCAGUGCCGUGCUGCGUGGCACGGUCUGGCCCCAGCCCUGGUGCGGCGUGUGCACGGGGAGCCCGCGGGCCACCAGCCAGUUCCAUUAAUUAGCAACUACAGCUGAUGAGUUUCUGCUGCCCUGGCCUGGCCACGUCACCACCAAGCACACUGCUUCCACUUUGGUUUUUGCUUUUGCUGGCAGAAGCAGAUAAAAGCCCCCCCCCCCCCAAAUUAGCUCACCAGCCUGAUGUGUGGCUGAUGUUCAUUGGGCACCCACACCAUGGAGGGGGUGAGCUUGGUGGGCUGUAGUGGGGUGCACCACAAGGUGACCCCAGCUUAGCCUGCCCCCCCCCCCCCCCCCAACUCUCCACAGAGUUUUGGCCACAAUGGAGGGGGCUGGGCUAGUGGGCAAGCACAUCCUGGUGACGGGUGGCACUGGCUUGGCGGGAAGAGCCAUCGAGAAGGUGGUGGCUGAUGGAGAGGGGCAGCUGGACGAGGAGUGGAUCUUCAUGUUCUUCAGAGAUGCUGACAUGAUGAGCACCACAGAGACCAAAGCCCUGUUUGAGCUGUGCAAGCCCACCCAUGUCAUCCACCUGGCUGCCAUGGUCGGAGGCCUCUUCAGAAACAUCUGCUACAACCUGGAUUUUUGGGGUGCAGGGUUUUGGGGGUCCCCACCCUGCAGAUCUGAGAAAUCUCUCCAUCCCCAGAGGAGAAACAUACUCAUCAACGACAAUGUCCUGCACUCGGCAUACGAGACAGGGGUGCAGAAGGUGGUCUCCUGCCUCUCCACCUGUAUCUUCCCAGACAAGAUGACAUACCCCAUUGAUGAGAGCAUGGUGAGCAUCUCUGUCCCUAGGCACCUCCCAGGAGACAUCCCUGCCCUGCUUAAUUCUCUUCUCUCCUAUCCCCAGAUUCACAAUGGGCCACCUCACAGCUCCAACUUUGGCUACUCCUAUGCCAAGAGGAUGAUCGACAUCCAGAAUAGGGGCUACUUUGAGCAGCAUGGCUGCCGCUUCACCACUGUCAUCCCCACCAACGUCUUUGGGCCACAUGACAACUUCAACAUCGAGGAUGGGCAUGUCUUGCCUGGGCUCAUCCACAAGGUCUACCUGGCCAAACAAACUGGCUCUGCUCUGACUGUCUGGGGCACUAGCAAGCCCAGAAGACAGUUCAUCUACUCUCUGGACCUGGCCCGGCUUUUCCUUUGGGUCCUGCGGGAAUACGAUGAGGUGGAGCCCAUCAUUUUGUCAGUGGGAGAAGAAGAUGAAGUGUCCAUCAGGGAGGCAGCAGAGGCAAUUGUGGAGGCCAUGGACUUCAGGGGAGAGCUUGUUUUUGAUACCACCAAGGCAGACGGGCCGUUCAAGAAGACGGCCAGCAAUGCCAAGCUGCGGCGCUACCUACCCAGCUUCCAGUUCACACCCUUCAGGCAAGCUGUGAAGGAGACCUGUGCCUGGUUCAACACUAACUACGCCAACGCCAGGAAGUGACAGGCCAACACAGCACUGGCACCGGCAUCAUCCUCUUCAACUCAGGGUUGUCCUUUUUUUGGGGUAGAGGACUGGGCUGGGGGAGUGCCAGUCACAUUCCCAAAGUAAAAGGGGGCCAGAGCCCAGUGAGCAGCCCCCACAUUCUUGCCCACUGCUGGGAGCGGCACAGGAUGCCCAGGGGAGGAAGUCUGGGGCACCCCAAAGGUGCUGACACCCCAGACCAGUUAGUAGCAGCCAGCUGGAGCCACCACUACCAGCCACCUUGGCUGUGUCCAAGAGUCUGGUGGUUCUGGCUGAGCUGUAAUGGGCUACACUGCUAAUUGCCUGUAAUUAGGCUGUAAUAAAGGGAAGGUGAUCAGGGUUCCUCUGGCACAGGAAUGGCAGCUGGGCAUUUGCUGUUGCUUUUGCACAUGAGGAUGGUCCCAACGCCCUAGCAUCAGGGGGACCAGAAUGAGGAAGGCACCAGCUGUAAAUAUGGAUUUAUUAAAAUAUUUCAAAAUAGCAUAAAACUGGUAAGAUAAGGAGCAUCCACCCUGCAGCACAGUCCUGUAUCCAUGUCAAAUUGCACCCUUAGGGUCCUGAGCACCAUUCUGCCAGGAUCUAGAAGAGCCAAAAAAGGGUUUUAAACUUCUCUGGGAGGGGGGCAGAGGGUCAAACAUGGAGGUACGAGUCCCUGACCAAGCCGCUGCAUGAGGCUUAACCAGUGGUGUGGAGAUGGCAGAAAUCCUGCCCAUGGAUGGCUUCUUUCCAGCAUUGCUGCUCAGCCCCAAUGAGCCCCUGGCAUGGGGACCAUAGGGACAGUAAGGACCUACAGAGGGAGGAGAGACCUGUCAGCACCCCAGGAAGCCCCCAGUGGGACUGUCCCCCCACGGUUGGGUCACUGGCUGCACCCCGAGGUGACCCCAGCCCCUGAUGUCCCUGGAGAAGGGAUGUCCUCUAUGGUUGGUACUCGUAUGUCGCUGGCUAGAGGCUGGCUCAGGCUGCAGGGUUUGGGCUCCCAGCACUUCCCACCACCCAUGGCUGGCUCCAGCAUCGCCUGGCUGAGGAAGAAGGGGUUUAGACAGGGCAUCCUGCAGCCCUGCAGGAGAUGUCCCUUGUCCCCUGAUGACAUGUAGGUCUUACAGGAUGUGCCUUGGCCAUCAUUGCAGGACAUACACCGCCACCCAAAAUUUCUCCCUGUGUGUCACAUCCCCAGCCCUGGCUCCUCUCCCAAUGAGGUAUCCUGCACCCAAAGGUGCACUGACAACGAGGACACCCCAGCCCUAGAGGGCCUGACCCUCAGGGGGACCUAGCUGGCCCCUAGGAGCAGGGUCUGGAUGAAUCUGGGGACAUCCCACCCAGCUCAGGCUUGCCCUAUACAAGCUCAGUUUUGUACUCCAGCCACCAGGGAUGGGUGACACCCGCCCUGGUAAACCAGGGAGGCCUCCUGCCGUCACUGGGUGCUGCUCCAGGUAUGAGAGCCCUGCAAGAACAUGGCAUGGGUGGUGACACUCCCAGCACUGCUGUCCUUAGGUAGACGGUGGGGACACCCUGGAAUGCUGUGCAUACCCUAGCAUAGUUUGGAGAUGCUCUGGGGUAAAACAUGCCCCAGCACAGGAUGGGGAUGUGCUGGGGCUUCAGAUCCCUGUGCUAGAGCCACUACACCUCCCACUUCAUGGUCGUCUCUCCCAUGUCCCCCUGCCCAGACAGCUCUCACCUUGCAGGCAGCUCAUCUCCCUCCUGUCCAGCUCUUCAUGCAAGAGCUUCAUUUCACACUUCCUGCAUGGGAAGAAGGAGAACUAGAGUCCCAUGGCAUUGGUGGCUUCUGUGUCACCAUCACGAUGGCAGCUCACUCACCAGCCUCCCCUCACCAAUGUCUGGGCAGAAAUAAACCAAGGAUCUAGGAUGAGAUAGCAAAAAGCUAUCAAGAUGUGUGCAGCCCACCCCUCUCCUCCUGAGGGCCAGCAGCCCAGCCCACCCCACGUGAAGACCAGCAGCCUUCCCCUCCCCUCCCCUCCCCUCCCCUCUCCUCUCCUCCCAUACCCUCCCCACCGCUCUCCUCUCCCGUCUCAUCCACUCUCGUCCCUUCUACACCCUUCUCUCCACUGCUCCGCUCUCAAUUCCUCUCCUGUUCCCCUCCUCUCCCCUGCCUGGCCUCUCCUCUCUCCUCCACUCCCCUCCCCGCCUAUCUCCACUCCUCUCCUCCUCUCUCCUCCCCCAUACAUCCCAUCCCAUCCCAUCCCAUCCCAUCCCAUCCCAUCC
This is a messenger RNA of Falco peregrinus (peregrine falcon), 3792 nucleotides long. RefSeq names its product GDP-L-fucose synthase (gene GFUS). Gene Ontology annotation, biological process: nucleotide-sugar biosynthetic process. The record is from RefSeq and is a predicted model, not a curated record. The transcript is spliced from 9 exons. Lineage: Eukaryota; Metazoa; Chordata; Aves; Falconiformes; Falconidae. Gene Ontology annotation, molecular function: GDP-L-fucose synthase activity. The coding region runs from base 451 to 1551 and encodes 366 amino acids.